This is a messenger RNA of Pocillopora verrucosa, 1505 nucleotides long. RefSeq lists its product as uncharacterized. The record is from RefSeq and is a predicted model, not a curated record. Lineage: Eukaryota; Metazoa; Cnidaria; Anthozoa; Scleractinia; Pocilloporidae.
UAUGACUGUUAAUGGACACAUCUGAUAGCGAACAUGACAUCUCUUCCUCUCCGAAGUCUGAAAGCAAAUUUGGACAUUCUUAUGAGGAUGAAAGAUUUGCAAGAGCAGAAGAAGCUAAAGUAGCUGAUCCUAAAGACUCUCCUAUUGUUUGGGGUAGACAAGAAAGUAUAUUUCUUGCUGAAUCUUCGACUUCUUCGGAAGACAUUCAAACUAUAUACACUGAAAGGUGUGAAACGGCUCCACUUACAACCGCAAGUGAAUCAGCAAAUACGAUAACAGAAGAACCAGAUUUUUCUGAUGAGUUUGAAUUAGUUGCCGAUUUUAGCGAGGGAGACUUUACAGUAGAGAAUGAAGGCAAUAGUGGAUCAUUAGAGGACGAAGCGCGAACCAAUUUCUUAAGCAAGAAGUUUAAAAUUCUCACCUCAUCCCAGACAAGCACCAAGACACAAACUGACACGGAGGGAAGAAGUGACGAAAAAGUUGCUGCCCAAAACUGUCAGGAAAUCAACUUCUGUGCAAGGAAAUUGGAAUUGGUGGAAACAAAUGGAAAGAAAACUGGAAUAGGACACUCUGACCAGAGAGUGAUGGCAAAGGCAAAAGGGAUGUCACAUGGACAGGAUAAACCCAUUGAGGGUAACAGAAGAAAGAUUGAAAAUUUAAUGAUUGAGAACUUGAUGAACAAGGCAAAAAAGCUUAAAGAAUGGGACUUCCACAAUCCUAAACACUGCACUGACUGCAGGAAAAUGAAGGCUAGUGUUGCAAGCAAGACUUUUUUGAAACGAAAGGUGGAGGUAGCAAAGAGAGCUGAGUUUGAAGAGAGACUUCAGUUACAUUUGUAUCACAAGGAUUCUGCUACCCUCCUUGCUGAAAUAGUGAAUUCUUGUACAAAGCCAUCUGAAUCCCCAGCUGAAGUUUGGGAAAAACUACUUUGCACAGAAAGAAAAAUAUGAUAACUGGUGUAAUACCAAUAUUAGUUACCAAGCUCUUGGCAAGUGGAGACGAGUAAAAAAAUGUGGGAGUAAAAAUCUGAAGGAUUCUAUGUACUGUAAUGUUGCUUAUUCCCAGAAAGAAAUGCCUGGAGUAUAAGUACUGCCAUCUGUGCUAAGUUAAUGCAUUUCAUUGAUGCCAAAUGAAGAACAGUUUUAUGAAUUAUGGUACAUCAACCCAAUUAUUGUAUCGGACAGAUCAUUAAUGAACCAUUAUGUGAGUGACAUCUGCAGGGUUGAGUGCUGUUGCCCUCAUUACACUCCUUACUUUUAUCCUGUUAUCCUCUGGCACAACCCACAAUUUAGUCACUUCCUAGUAACAAAGAGCUUCAAUUGGCUUUAUAUUGACAUCAACAAAACGCCUCUGCAUGUCAUAGGUACUCAAUGACAGACAUUUUUUUUAAACAUGAGAAUUUCCUGAGUGACUGCAUGGAUACAUGAUUAGUUUACUAUUUUCCUUGCUAAGUUAUUGAAAAAAUAAACAAAGGUUAGUGCUUAUUUAAACUUAUUUAUUUUAAC